Molecule: messenger RNA, 1328 nt
Organism: Rhinolophus ferrumequinum (greater horseshoe bat)
Lineage: Eukaryota; Metazoa; Chordata; Mammalia; Chiroptera; Rhinolophidae
Gene: HENMT1
Product: HEN methyltransferase 1
Exons: 8
Coding region: 120-1262 (380 amino acids)
Biological process (GO): RNA methylation; siRNA processing; piRNA processing
Cellular component (GO): nucleus; cytoplasm
Molecular function (GO): RNA methyltransferase activity; O-methyltransferase activity
Source: RefSeq, a predicted model, not a curated record
CCAGGCUUUAAAUGCGGCGGCGGCGCCCGGCUUGGCUGUUUCGACGCCCGAGUCAUUGCUGAUUCGUAGAGCUUGAAGGAUACCUCUGCGUUUUUGUUUCAACGAAACUUAGAAACAAAAUGGAACAGAACAAUAAAGAGUGCAGUAGUUCGGUUGGUGGUUUUCAAGUUCCCAUCAAGAGGAUAAUUCAGUUUAGCCCUCCGUUAUACAGACAGCGAUACAACUUCGUUAAAAAUCUGGUGGAUCAACAUAAACCCAAGAAGGUUGCAGACUUGGGCUGUGGCAAUGCUUUGCUAAUACAGACACUUAAAUGCCACAGUUGCAUUGAACUGCUUGUUGGAGUAGAUAUCAAUAAAGAUAAAAUAGGAUCGCAAAGGUGUGGAUUGUCUCCGUUCUUUGGGGAUUAUCUAAGUCCCCGGGAACUGAAUUUGUCUAUUAUCUUGUAUCAUGGUUCUGCUGUGGAGAGAGACUCUCGUUUGCUUGGAUUUGACUUAAUAACAUGUAUUGAAUUAGUAGAACAUCUGGAGCCGAGAGAUCUGGCCGAUUUUCCUCAAGUCGUAUUUGGGUACUUGUCUCCAGCCAUGAUUGUCAUUAGCACACCAAACUCGGAAUUCAAUCCCCUGUUUCCAGCAGUGACCUUAAGAGAUUCCGAUCACAAAUUUGAGUGGAACAGAAAGCAGUUUCAGACCUGGGCUUCAGAUGUGGCAAAUCUCUACAAUUACUCCGUGGAGUUUACUGGCGUGGGAGAACCACCAGCAGGAGCUGGGAAUGUUGGGUACUGUACCCAGAUAGGGGUCUUCCGGAAAAUUGGAGCAAAGGCAACUGAAUCAUGCAUUGCAGGGCAGCAUGAUGAAUAUGUUUACAAAAUGGUUUAUUCAAUCUCAUACCCGAGUUUACAGCAAAAAGAAGUCCGCAAAUACGCAUUGGUAAAUGAGGUGUCCCGACAAGUCCAGUGCUUGAGACGUGGAUAUGUCAUAAGUCUGAAGAUACUACAGGAUGAUGCAUCUGAGCGGUUAAGUGACAGUGGGCUCAUCACAUUUUCUGGACCGGUCUUCACAGAACUUGAAAAAACCAACAUAGAGAAGUCUCCCAAACCUUUCAGUUUUGGAAAUAAGUUUUAUGUACCUCUGGAAAGACUCUUUGCUUAUCCCAAGGUGAACCGCUUAUGUGAUAAUGUAGAUACGAUGAGAGCACUCAUUGCUGACACGAUGAAACUGAACCGCGAUGGUUCGGCAGUGAAGGUAGACCUGCAUGAUGAGUGAGCCAUCCUUCCUGAAGGUCAGGGUCUUAGCAGUAGUUGGGCUUAGAAUUUAAAUGUGUAGUCAUAA